UGCAGACGUAUAACUCAGUUUACUUCAAAAUCUUGAUCUGGGUAACACGUUAGGGAAUCGGAAGAACUCGAAACAUAUUUACUCGAUUCCUGUUGAUCUUUCUUACUCCAUUAAUUUGGAUAACGUAAGACAAGAAGUAGAAGAAAUUAGAGGCUGUUUUCUUUUAUUGGCAAAGGAGAAGUGACAAAGGAUGGACACACACAUUAGAAAUGGGAAUGACAGUAUUAAUACUGCAUCGACAGAAGCAUACAUGCCUACGUCAGAGACAUCCUUUACAGUCGAGGAAGAGGAUGCGUUUGUGACGUUGAUAGUUGUUGUGUUCGGCAUCAUCGUUGCCAUGGUGGUACUGUUCUCGAUGGGUAUCUUCAUAGAUUGCAGACAUCAGGAGAAAGAUUCUAUGAAAAGAAAAAAACUGAGACUAAAAAUGCUGCCGUUUGCACGAAGAGGCCGAAAAGAUGACAUGAAAACCUUAGCUUCAAAUAUGUAUCCCAAUGGUGUUAUUGGAUCCAAGGAGAGGGAUGAUAUAGUUUGA
This is a messenger RNA of Atta colombica, 532 nucleotides long. RefSeq lists its product as uncharacterized. NCBI's taxonomy places the organism in Eukaryota, Metazoa, Arthropoda, Insecta, Hymenoptera, Formicidae. The transcript is spliced from 3 exons. The record is from RefSeq and is a predicted model, not a curated record. Bases 191 to 532 code for a protein of 113 amino acids.